Messenger RNA from Rhea pennata, 996 nucleotides. It is a transcript of the gene GRAMD2A, whose product is annotated as GRAM domain containing 2A. Gene Ontology annotation, molecular function: phosphatidylinositol-4,5-bisphosphate binding. Gene Ontology annotation, cellular component: extrinsic component of cytoplasmic side of plasma membrane; endoplasmic reticulum membrane; organelle membrane contact site. Gene Ontology annotation, biological process: regulation of store-operated calcium entry. The transcript has 11 exons. Bases 55 to 996 code for a protein of 313 amino acids. NCBI's taxonomy places the organism in Eukaryota, Metazoa, Chordata, Aves, Rheiformes, Rheidae. The record is from RefSeq and is a predicted model, not a curated record.
CCGCGCCGCGCCGGGCGGGCGGGCAGCGCGGGGCGGCCGCGCAGCGCCGAGCCAAUGCAUGAUAAAGCAGCUCCCCUGAAGAGCCCUGAGCCCGUGCACGGCCGUGACAAACUGGAGGCAUCUCACAGGAAGAAGAGUUUGGAUUCCCUUGAUGGCAGCCUCCACCUGAACGAAGCCCUGAAGGAUGAAGACAUCAAGAAAUGCCACCGGGAAGUGGCCGCUAGCAAGUACAACUCCCAGUACCACAAGCUGUUCAAGGACAUCCCGACGGAGGAGAGCGUGCUGAAAGUUUGCUCCUGCGCGCUCCAGAGGGAUAUCCUCAUCCAGGGAAGGCUUUACAUCUCCCCCAACUGGCUCUGCUUCUAUGCAAACCUCUUUGGGAAGGACAUCAAGGUUGUGAUCCCCGUGGUCUCCGUUCAGCUCAUCAAAAAGCACAAGACAGCGCGGCUGCUGCCGAACGGGCUGGCUAUCACCACCACCGCCAGCAGAAAGUACAUUUUUGUGUCCCUGAUCUCCCGGGACAGCGUGUACGACGUGCUGAGGAGAGUCUGCACGCACCUACAGGUUUCAAGCAAGAAGAGUUUGAGCUUGAAAGAAUUUACAGAGGAACCUGAUGCAGUGUCACUGGAGGUGAUCGUCCCCGAGGGGAAGUGGAGGAAGGUCUCGCCUGCGUCUCUCUCGCUGUCUCUGCCGGACGCGGACUACCAGUGCAUCCACCGGACGUCCGUCAGCAGCCUCAGCGCCAAGGAGAGCUCGUUUACCUCGGAGGAGCCCUUGGUCUCAGAAAGUGCAAUAAACACGGAGGAGGAGCUGGAGGGGGAGCAGAGCUGCGUGGCGGAGCUGAGGCCCUCUGACUACCAGCUCCUGAAGAUCUUCAUCGUGCUGAUCUGCCUCCUGGUCGUGUCAUCUUCAUACCUGGCAUUCCGUAUCUUCCGUCUGGAGCAGCAGCUCUGCUCUCUGAAUCGGGACUACCUCUCCCGUGGGCACAGGAGGUAG